AUGAUCACCAGCAUCGCCCACGUCAAUCUCACGGUACACCCGGGGACUCUAGAACAAGCACAGGAGUUCUAUGGCCAGACCCUCGGACUAAACUCUGCACCAGUUCCCGAGCUGCAGAUCGGGACUAUUCUAUGGUUCGAUAUUGGCUCUAGCGGACAACAAAUUCAUGUUACCUGCGGUCCUACUGACCCCAAAUCGACUCGGCACCCAUGCUUUAAGCUACCAGGCCGUGAUGAGCUAGAAACUAUCAAAAAAUCCAUCUACGAUCACCACAUCCGCGGGGGCCGGCAGCACCAAUGGCAGCAGACAAGCCUGGUGAAGAGGGAUCAGGUACCAAAGGAAAGGAAUACCCUCAACGGUUCUUUGCUCGAGAUUAUGCCGGCAAUCUGUUGGAGUUUACUAUGUAGGAUUUCCGAUACACGGGGGAAUUUGUGA
Molecule: messenger RNA, 435 nt
Organism: Penicillium subrubescens
Lineage: Eukaryota; Fungi; Ascomycota; Eurotiomycetes; Eurotiales; Aspergillaceae
Product: putative glyoxalase family protein
Exons: 3
Coding region: 1-435 (144 amino acids)
Source: RefSeq, a predicted model, not a curated record